Lampris incognitus (smalleye Pacific opah) is the source of this 1508-nucleotide messenger RNA. It is a transcript of the gene cdkl1, whose product is annotated as cyclin dependent kinase like 1 (CDC2 related kinase). Bases 1 to 1059 code for a protein of 352 amino acids. The record is from RefSeq and is a predicted model, not a curated record. Gene Ontology annotation, biological process: protein phosphorylation. The transcript is spliced from 9 exons. Lineage: Eukaryota; Metazoa; Chordata; Actinopteri; Lampriformes; Lampridae. Gene Ontology annotation, molecular function: ATP binding; cyclin-dependent protein serine/threonine kinase activity. Gene Ontology annotation, cellular component: nucleus.
AUGGAGAAAUACGAGAAGAUGGGCAAGAUCGGGGAAGGCUCCUACGGGGUGGUCUUCAAGUGCAGGAACAAAGACACGGGACAGAUUGUCGCCAUCAAGAAGUUUGUGGAGUCCGAAGACGACCCCAUCAUCAAAAAGAUCGCCCUGAGGGAGAUCAGGAUGCUCAAGCAACUGAAACAUGCCAACCUGGUGAACCUCAUCGAGGUGUUUCGGCGGAAACGGAAGCUGCACCUGGUGUUCGAGUACUGCGACCACACGGUUCUCAAUGAGCUGGACCGCCACCCCAGAGGCGUUCCCGAGCACCUCGUGAGGAGUAUAAGCUGGCAGACGCUGCAGGCCGUCAACUUCUGUCACCAACAGAACUGCAUCCACCGGGACGUUAAACCAGAGAACAUUCUCAUCACCAAGCACCAAGUCAUCAAGCUCUGUGACUUCGGCUUUGCCAGGAUCCUCACCGGCCCGUGUGACUACUACACGGACUACGUGGCCACCCGUUGGUACAGGGCCCCGGAGCUGCUGGUGGGGGACACGCAGUACGGCGCCCCUGUGGACGUUUGGGCCAUCGGCUGCGUCUUCGCCGAGCUGCUGUCAGGCGCACCGCUGUGGCCCGGGAAAUCGGACAUGGACCAGCUCUAUCUCAUCAGAAAAACCCUGGGAGACCUUAUCCCGCGACACCAGCAGGUCUUCAGUAACAACCAGUUCUUCAGUGGAGUCUCCAUCCCAGAGCCUCGGGAGAUGGAACCUCUGGAGCAAAAGUAUCCUCAUCUCUCACACCAAGCACUGAGUCUCAUGAAGGGCUGCCUCAGGAUGGACCCGGCGGAGCGGCUGACCUGCGAACAGCUCCUGCAACACUCCUACUUCGACAGCCAGCGUGAAAAGAGUGACAGCACUGCCAGGGAGCAUGAUCGUACCACCAACAAGAGGACACGCCCGUUCCGCAAACACCUGCCUCCUGGGUAUCUGCCGCAGCUCACUGGGAGCAGCAUUUUUCCAGCUCUGGACAACAAGAAGUACUACAGCAGCCUGCGGAAAUUCAACUACCACCUACCCAACAUCUAAACCCCAGCCUGAGCUGAAUCGAUACCCCAGCAUCUUUUCUUUCCCUUUCCAAUCAACAUUUUCCGAUAACCUCAGGAGAUGAUUGUGCUGGCGCCCUGGUUUCUUAGACAAGCGAGACAAUGUAACCACAUUUAUUGUUGCUAUUGCGUGUGUGGGGUGUCUCUUGUUUGUCCUUCUAUGCACUACUCCCAGUAUGUCCACCGAGAGACGGCUGGGUUAUAAUUAUGUGUAAUUAUGUAUGUCACAUUCGUUUCGAGCUGACUCCGGAGCAAACCUGCCGCUCCGCUUAGCGAGGCCCAGUAGACUGGGAUAAAACUAUGAUGCACUGCCUUGACCGGUUUGCCAAACGUUUUUACAUAAUAAUGGACUCAGACUGACGUGGUUAGCAGUAAAUCUAUCUGUUGUGUAAUAUCGUCCCAAGGGAGUAAUGUACAAACUUUGCAUUAGCU